Messenger RNA from Andrographis paniculata, 1044 nucleotides. Its product is annotated as brassinosteroid-responsive RING protein 1-like. Gene Ontology annotation, biological process: protein ubiquitination. Bases 95 to 610 code for a protein of 171 amino acids. Gene Ontology annotation, molecular function: ubiquitin protein ligase activity. The record is from RefSeq and is a predicted model, not a curated record. The transcript has a single exon. NCBI's taxonomy places the organism in Eukaryota, Viridiplantae, Streptophyta, Magnoliopsida, Lamiales, Acanthaceae.
AUCUUCAUGCUUCACCUACACCUCGCGCAGUUGCAGUGCCACUCGAAAAGCACCUCCAUUGUUCCAAUUAAACCUCGAUUUUCCGAUUGAAUCGAUGGGUUUUCCGGUCGGAUACACCGAUUUGUUCCUCCCAAAAUUGCUGUUCCAUUUCCUGACGAUUUUGGGAAUUUUCAGGAAAUUUGUGUGUGCAGCGCUGUCCCUUCUCGGCCUUGGCGAUUUCCUUGAGCCGGAGGCGGCGGCGGCGGAGACGGAGGCCAGGGCGGAGUAUGGGGCGGAGCUGAGGUCGGUUUCGGCGGCGCUCAUAAGAGAGCUGCUGCCGGUGGUGAGCUUCGCGGACUUGGCCGGCGAUCUGGACCCGCCGGAGAACUGCGCGGUCUGCUUGUACGAAUUCUCCGGCGAGGAUGAGAUCCGACGGCUGGCGAACUGCCGGCACAUAUUCCAUCGAUGCUGCCUCGACCGUUGGAUGGACCACGAUCAGAAAACGUGCCCGCUCUGCCGUACGCCUUUCAUCCCGGAGAAUCUCCAGGAGGCCUUCAACGAACGCCUCUGGAUGGCCGCCGGAAUUACGGAUUCCGACGCCGAUUAUCCGGCGAUUACUUCUUACCUAUAGUAAUCCUUGUAGAUUCAGGGUUUUCAUCAUCUUAAUUUCAUCCCUUAUAGCUUCUUUUUAUUUACUUUUUUUUUAUAUAGUGUAAAUAAUUAAACACAAUUAGAAAUUUUGGAGAAUUCUGGCACCAAUUGGGACUACAAAGAAUGGAUUUUUGUGUAGAUUUUUUUUUUUUUUUUUUUUUUUUUUUGAUUAAUGGAAAGUUGUCUCCACAUUAUUUGAUCAAGAACCCUCUGCAGAAAUAAAAAGUGUACCGUGAAGAAGAUAAACCACAGGAGUUCUUGAAUAUGUGAAUGAGAAUUAUAUAUAUAUAUAUAUAUAUUAAAUUAUUACUUAUUUUAUUUGGGUUAAGAGAAGUUGUUGGAGAGUGUGUGGCUAACUGUUUACGUGAAGGCCAUAUAUAUUCAACAACUUCAGAUGGAUCGAUUUAUCUAAGA